AUGAAUUCCAGCCUGGGAGAUCUGGAUGCUACAGGAAAGUAUUAUGGGUAUAACAAUACCAAUCACUCAUAUGAGUACACAGAAGAGACCACCUCUUUUGAUUUCAGAUGGAUUAUUUUGGUAGGCAUUACUUUUAUUACCUGCUGUAUUGGCCUCCUGGGGAAUGGAUACAUCAUCUGGCUACUUGGCUUCCAGAUUAAGAGAAACCCUUUUACCACAUUCGUCCUUAAUUUGGCCAUUGCUGACUUUGGAUUUCUAAUAUUUUUUCAUUAUUUUCAUCUCUGAUUCUUUAUCUGUGUGUGUUUCUGCCACAUCAUGUACAUCAAUAGUCACUUUCUUCUGACAGCAAUCAGCAUCGACCGGUGUGUGUCUGUCCUCUUCCCAAUCUGGCAUCGCUGUGCCCGGCCAAAACACUUGUCCUCCAGAGUGUGUGUCCUCUUGUGGAUCUUCUCUUCGCUCCUGGGUGGAAUUCUGAACUUUAUGCAAUUAACAGAAUAUUUUGGAGGCCUGUUUAGUCUCCAAUGCCUCAUGACUGCUGUAGUUUCCUUUCCAUUGAUCACCCUCUCUACUGUGGUCCUUUUCAUCAAAGUGUGUCUUAAAGUGAAACAUAAAAAACAGGAAUGCCUCCUACUGAUGAUCUUAAUUACUCUUCUCUGUUUCCUCCUCCUUGUUUUUCCUUUAAAUUUCUUUGUGGUGAUAGUUGAUUAUUUUAGUAUCGAAGUUCACUCUAAAGUGACAUAUUUGGGUUCAUGCAUUAUACUGUGUUCCUGCCUAAACAGUAGCAUUAAUCCAGUGAUCUAUUUUCUGGUUGGGAGAAAGAAUCACGCUCAAUCCAAGCAGAGCCUGAAGGUCGUUUUUCAAAAGGUCUUCAAAGAAGGUGAAGCUACUGGAGGGAGAUAG
Molecule: messenger RNA, 900 nt
Organism: Python bivittatus (Burmese python)
Lineage: Eukaryota; Metazoa; Chordata; Lepidosauria; Squamata; Pythonidae
Source: RefSeq, a predicted model, not a curated record